Neodiprion fabricii is the source of this 4172-nucleotide messenger RNA. RefSeq lists its product as uncharacterized. Gene Ontology annotation, molecular function: RNA polymerase II cis-regulatory region sequence-specific DNA binding; DNA-binding transcription factor activity, RNA polymerase II-specific. Gene Ontology annotation, cellular component: nucleus. The coding region runs from base 139 to 2049 and encodes 636 amino acids. Gene Ontology annotation, biological process: regulation of transcription by RNA polymerase II; central nervous system development. The transcript has 2 exons. The record is from RefSeq and is a predicted model, not a curated record. Lineage: Eukaryota; Metazoa; Arthropoda; Insecta; Hymenoptera; Diprionidae.
AGACGGUGCGGACGUUGUGAGCGCGUGUGGCAUCGUUGCCGUUAGUUAAUGCUGAAUUAAAAGACCGGUAUUUGGGGUGUUGAGGACUGUGUUAAGUGUGAAUUGAAGCUUGUGGGGUGUCGCGAACAGCGGGCCCCGAUGGAAUUGCAUACGCCAAAGCGAGAGUCGCGGGCCCUAGGCCUUCAGGACGGGCUUCCUUGCAGCCCGCCGAUGUGCGACACGAUGCUCUACCCCUGGAACUGGGGCGAGGAGGCGAGGAACGUGAACCUCAGCCCCGGAAGCUCGUGCUCGUCCCCGGAAUACCGGGAUCGCGGCGUCGCAGCCGUGCGAGGCAACGCCGGAACCGGCGUAAACGAGAACGGGAACGCCGACAGUACAGGCGCCGGUACACGUUCCUCAUCAUCGGAGAGUCAUCGCCGAGGGCGGCCGAGAGCCGAUGCCCUAACGAACCUGAUGAUGCAAGGCAGCACGUCACCGAGCAGCAUCAAGUGCACCUUCUGCAACAGGGUCUUCCCGAGGGAGAAGAGUCUCCAGGCGCACCUGCGCACUCACACAGGAGAACGACCUUAUCCUUGUGAUUAUCCGGGUUGCACAAAAGCCUUCACGCAAUCCGGGCAGUUGAAAACACACCAGCGUCUUCACACAGGAGAGAAACCAUUUCUGUGUACGGAAUCUGGAUGCGAAAUGAGGUUUACUCAUGCGAAUCGGCAUUGUCCGGAUCAUCCCUAUGCGACGUUGACGAGAUCCGAUGACUUUGUGCUCAAGCCGGUAACCGGAAAUACAGAUCUGCCUCACGACGUCACACGAUGGUUAGAGCGAUACAAAAUGUCAAGGGAAAGGGAGGAUAGAACGCCAACUGGAAAGAGUGAGCGUAAGAAAAAGGCGUGGAAGUGCAGUAUGGACAAUCAUAAGAGGACAAAAUCCAGAAAAGGCCUGAUGAUGGACGCUACUGGUGAACAAGAAAAUGUGGAGCGAAAAAUUCAGUCCAGUCAAAGGCUCUACUGUGGGGAAAGCCAAGACAGCCAAGAGGAAAGCCAGGAUGAGGAUCCGGUGGAAGCCUGUGCCAUGCUUCAGAUAUCCGAAGACGAAGAGUCGACUCAGACGAGCAAACUCCCCAUAACUCCGGUUCGCAGAUCACUGGACAGACUCCAGCCAAAGAAACGCUGGCUAAGAGAAGCCUGCCUUGAACAACAGCUCGCAAAGCCGCUAAGAUGGGAUCCGCCAUCAAAUGGUCAGCAAAACUCUGACUCUGCUCAACUGGACAUUGAGAUUGCCCAGGGCCAGUUCGGCACCUCAUGGAACGAAGGUUCUUGCAUCACAGAGCAGACUUCAGAUUCAAGUCUGAGCACAUUCAACGACACGUGCUACAAGUCUGAGACGGAGAUAUUGGACUCUGUAUCUCUGGGGUCUAAUCCUAACUCAGAUAUAUCCUGGGAUUUAUCCAUCAAAGUGCCUCCCAUUGACAACGAAGUUACUGUGGAAAAUUGCUCGGCCGAGAUCGGCUUCGGUGACAAUUCUACCUCCGUCAAUCAGCACUGCUGGGAUUCACUGGCACGCGAGAUUCUGCCCAACAACAAUACCAAAGCAUUUAAUGUCUCUCCGAUAGCUGCGAGUUCGCACUGGGCCUUGACAAACUCGUUAUUCGAGGAGCAACUUCCUCAGUCGAAUUUUACGCCAGUCAAGAAUAAUCCUAAUCAACGCUCUGCUGCGUCUGCGCUGUCCUGCACCAGGGAAAACGAGAGGAGACCUACGGUCCUGAUGCUGGCUAGAAGCUGCGCCAACCCUGGUGUCAAGGAAGCUGCCCCAAACAACAAGACUGCAAUGAAUCAGGACAAUGUCAAUGAAAGAACAGGUGCAAAAGUUGUAGUGAUUAAGCAGGAGAUGCAUCAGCAGGACAAUCUGAUACCUGAAGAUAACCAGAAGUGGCUUGGUGCACUUGCACUCAUGGAACUUGCGAAAACCCAACAGGAAGCUGCCAGAGUUUUGGAGCUGAACAACGAAACGAGAUCCCUUGUAUUACCUGCCAACAAACAGUACACGCAUCUUUAGACUGUGAUUGCCAAUUUGGAAGCCCCUUUCAUAUUCUUUAAAUCUGCAAACGAGUUUAUGUCUCCGCUAUUAUAACUUCUUCUAACAAAUUAUACAUUGGUUUUGGGCAAUAAUGUCUUCAAGGUAAAAUGUUACAUCCCAAAACCCGACUGAAACCUCAUUAUAUUCAAAGAUAGUCAAUUAUUGAUCAAUCACUUAUUCCAGGUAUAAGAUGUUGCUCCAAAAGACGCUACAAGGUUAAUUUGAAAAAAUUUAUAUUUUUCCAUUUCCACGCAGCAUUAAUUGGCUACAUUUGUUGAGGAAUCGUUUUCCACCGUAUCGUUCAGGAGUGCUUCCAGAUUGUUAAUAUCUUUGCAAAGAUUUAUAAUGUGUUAUUGAAUUUGAUGAAGCUGAAGCUAGCAGCCAAAGUUAGCAGCCAAUGAUGUUAAACUUUUUAGAAAUAGAAAAAUGCACUACAGUAUUGGGGGUUCAAGGUAUUUCACAAAAUUUUGAUUUCCGGACUUGACUACCUUAUUCGAAUGAACAUUAGAACGUUGGCUGCUAAUGCUGGCUGCUAACUUCAGCCUCGUUAAUGUGUUUUUGAAUUUGUGAGCUGAACUUUCCCAAUCCAACCUUAGCCACACAUUCCUGAUUUGUGUUUCAUAUUUUGUAAGAUCUCGUGUUCAUUGUUGAUAGCGGUUAGAUCUGAAGUGUGCUCAAAAGUUACCAUCUCUGGUUAAAUAAAACUAAGAAACAAACCGUUGGAAUGUGGAAACAUUACGUGUGAUGAAAGUUAAAUUACUUUAUGAAUAGCUGAGUAUGCAUGCUGUGUUUUAAAUAUUCAAUGGACCAAAAAUAAAACUGAUCAAAUAACGCGACGAUCAUUUCCCAAAGAGGAAAUUAUUUACAAAUGGUAUAAAAGAAUAAACCAUUUGACAUUUAUCUAUCAGGUAGCUCAGUUGCUUCUUAUCCACUAUUAUUUUUUGUAUUAAAUAUUGCCAGAAUUGAUAUCUUUGGUAAUAGAAAGUUAAUGGAAAAAAUUAACGACUUCAGUAAAAAAUGUAUGAUUAACGUUUAAUUUUAAUAUAAUCUAACAUGAAUUUGUACAAUGAAAGUAUGACGACUUGUAUGUACCUGUUGCUACUCUACAAACGAGCUAAGUUGUAUGUACACAGUGGAAGUCUUGACAGUGAAACCCUGUCUAAAGGCCUGUAGAGAUGAUUUUAUUAAUCAAGUAACAUGCAGUUGUUACUAAUAUCUUGCCUCAAACUUAUGAGAUCACGAAAGGAUCGAUUACUAUAAUAAAGUAAAAAAGCUGCAGUGGGAUUUUGUUGAAAAUUCCUAUGGAUCGUUAUGUUGUUAAUUUUUCAUUUAUAGGAGUAAUGUGUAAUGUUCUCGAUCAAGUUCAAAAGUAAUUAUAUACGUGAUGCCUUCGGUGAUAGAAUAUGCUUUAAGUCAGUGAAAAUUGUCGAGUAUGUAAGGUCAAAAUAAUGAGCCGUAUCAUUGUAUAUUUAAAUAUUGUUCGGUCUGUUUCUUUUUACCCAAAAGUGUUGCAGCUUUUUGGCAUAUCGUUUUUGAAACUAACUAUGAAGGGUCCGAUACGUAAUUUCUAUUCAAAUGUUGAUUAAUACAUUUAGAUUUCCUUCUUUUUUUUUUUUUUGUUUAUCCAAACUAAAGUUAUUCAACAAGUUACUUGUUUGAUCACACAUCUCAUCUCAAAUAACGUAGAUACUAGUCUAAAAGAAGCAAGGACCAAUUUACUUCUCAGCAGACAGUGUGAAAAAACGAAUUAUUUAUUACUAUUGUAUGAACUAUUACGAUGUAUUGCUUUGUUCUACAAGGCGAUAAAAUUUUGUGUGAUAUUUAGUUGUAACAGAGAGAAAAAAAAAUCUUCAGGAAUGCUAAAGUAAAUUUACAGCUAUUAUGAUAACAAUGUUAUGACUCGAGUUUAUUAAGUAUUUAAUUGGAACAAAAUUAGUUACUAUUUAUCUGAAAUUAUUAUUAUUAUGUUAUAAGAAUGCGUAACUUGUAACUCACGAAGAGAGUCGCAAACUCAGAGGAGCUUAUGCGCUCAUUUUACCCAGCUCCCAAUUUACCACCAGAUGUACAUAUAUCUUAUAUUUUAAUAAAUAUUUUCACACAAA